This is a messenger RNA of Menidia menidia (Atlantic silverside), 927 nucleotides long. The record is from the annotation of a GenBank genome assembly. Lineage: Eukaryota; Metazoa; Chordata; Actinopteri; Atheriniformes; Atherinopsidae.
AUGGCUGCACACGCAUUCCUCCUCUGCUCGCUCGCCUUGCUGACCGCUCUCAGCCGGCCCGGGCUCUCCUUUUCUGAGGAAGAAUUUCAGACUGGACUUAUCUAUGAUGAAGUGCCUGAGAUCCUGGACAGAAGCAAAGAGAACCCCCAGCAAGCAACAAGAGUCACAUCACGUAAAGAUGGAGAGUUUGGCUUAGAAACGGAAGAGGUUUUUCUGACGCCUGAGGAUGAAAAUCCGCUCAGAAGAAUACUGCAGCCUUUCAAGUGGCAUCAUCCAGGCAUGUCUCUGAGCAAAAGGAAGCUUCUUCAGUCUCUGAUGGGACCGUAUGGUCCACUCAGUGUGUCCUACAAUGGGAAGACCUGCAUUCUAUUUAAGGCAAAGCGGCUGGCAAUCCGCUAUAGAAACCAUACUUUUAUUGAUCUGACCGAGAGAGUCUUCAACCCCAGCUCACCAGUGGACACUAAAGGCUCCAUCUGUACAAAGGAGAAAGCUACGCUUUCAUUAAGGUUUGGUGAUGUAGAGGACUUGCGAGGUCUAGUUAUCAGGCUUCAAAUGUCCAACACCUUUUAUGAGGCAGCAGGUCAGAAUUGGUUCACACUAGACAGUGUUCACAUCCACUACAACUGGACCCAGGAGGCUACGUUCAAUGCCAGCAAGGUCUACGCUCCUGCCACUUCAUCCUACCAUUGCCAGCACGUCAGCAGUCUUCACAAAUAUGACACACUGCUAGUGCCCAGCUCCCACACUGACACAUCUGCAAACUGGCACAUCACUUUCACUGAGUUCCAGAUCCAGGCCUUCAAUGUGCAAUCCGACAAGUUUGCGUCGGCCAGUGACUGUGCUACUUUCUUGACGCCAGCCAUCCUUAUGGGUUUGGUGACAUCCUUAAUCCUGCUCCUCGUCUUAGCCUACGCCCUGCACAUGGUG